Dovyalis caffra is the source of this 213-nucleotide messenger RNA. Lineage: Eukaryota; Viridiplantae; Streptophyta; Magnoliopsida; Malpighiales; Salicaceae. The record is from the annotation of a GenBank genome assembly.
AUGACACUUCUUCUUGAAGAUCAACUCCACAGGAUGAAGGACACAAAAGGCAUCCGCUACAACGCUAAUGAUUGGCACAACUUCAACCGACCCUCCAUCCUCACCUACUAUAAAAACCAGAAAAAAAACACCGCCUCCCUCCCCUCAUAUCUCCCACGUGAAAAUGACAACCAAAUUGACAAACAUAUUCCGCGAUGGGGAAUGGGAAAUUGA